This is a messenger RNA of Durusdinium trenchii, 2334 nucleotides long. The record is from the annotation of a GenBank genome assembly. Lineage: Eukaryota; Dinophyceae; Suessiales; Symbiodiniaceae.
AUGGAUAUUAAUUUAGAGGAGGUGUCAUUGGAUGAGGACUUGAGUGCUGAUGAGCAGUUGCCAGAACUUGAGCCAUUACAUCUGGAAGAGAGUUUUUCUUUCAUGAACGAUGUUCUUCAACGUGAUCUUGAGCUGCCAGGUGAGCCCGUUUUCGAGCCAGGAACAGCUUCUGACCAGGGUCCUGUUCAGGAAGAAGGUGGAGAUGGAGACGGUGGGCAAAUUGAGGCUGAAGUUGACCAUGCCUGCACCUCGGAAGGUACAAACAACAUUGAAAUUAAUCGACUGGAUUGGAACAUGAUCGUGACCAGUUCGUUCGAACAAUACAAACAAGUUGACCCUGCUUUGAAGUUGCCCUGGGAAAAUUCAGCUAUGCACGGUUUGUUCAAUCAAAGCCUGGCACUCGGUCUGCCCAGAGUUCAUGGUGUAAUUCCACAACUUCCUGACCUUGUCGAAGAAAAGCUGACUCCUCCAACUCUUGGAGGGGAGAUUGCUGAAUGUGGAGGUGCUGCGUAUUUGCGAGCAGUUAGCGACAUCAAGGAUUUGGAUUACAUUGAAAACAAAAAUUUGCAGACUGAGCUUGCUUGUUCCAAGUGGAUGGAUAUCCUUUCCAUUGACUGGCAGGGCUCAUCAAUUGGGAAACAGGUGUGCCUGGAUCUGAGAGCUGACCCAAGUGGAGGCGAUGCGGCAGAGACCGUCAGGGCUGCGUUUGGCACCAAGAGCCAUUCAACACUACAGAAACGUGCAAAUGCGUUGAAACGAUACAUCUUGUGGCACAGGGAUUUCUAUUGCGAUGACCUGCAAGCAGGCAAUGUGUUUCCCUUAAGAGAAAUUCAUGUGUGGGACUUCUUCAAACACUUGAGAGAGAUCCGCAUAGUUGGCCUGAAGGGAUACACGGCACCUGCAACAUUCCUUGAGACAGUGAGGUUUUGCAAGUUCACCAUUGACCUAGCAGGAGCUGAUGACAUUUUGACAUCAAGACGUCUUCAAGGCUUUGCAGCGCUUGAGAAGCGGGCCAAGGGACCAACAAAGCAAGCCCCGCCCUUGGAAUUGGAGCAUCUACAACGGCUGCAUGGAAUCUUGCAAAGUGAUGCUAACAUUGUUGAUAGGAUUGGAGCUGGCUGCAUGCUCAUUUGCAUCUAUGGCAGGGCCCGGUGGAGCGACUUGAGGUACAUUGAUCAUAUCGAGGUGGAAUCGAGGCGCAACGGAUGUUUUGUCUUGUACACCCGUGAACACAAGACUUCAAGCAUUGGUGAUAGGCGUGAACAGUACCUGCCUCUGGUAGUGCCAUGGGAGGGUGUCACAAACGACAACUGGCUCGACACUUUCCUUAACCUCUACCUGGAGGCAGGGUUGGACAUACAGAAGACUCCACUGGGCCCUUUGAUGCCGGCGCCGAAGACUGGGGGGGGCUUUUGUGCUCGCCCCCUGAGCACCCCGGAGGCAUCCAAAUGGUUGCGAGAAUUACUGCAUGGAACAAAGGAUUGUGGCAGCAUCAGGGCGCAUUCAAUGAAGGCUACAUUGCUGUCGUGGUGCGCCCGGGCUGGCAUGGACAAGGAGAUACGUGCAGUGUUAGGUCACCAUUGCAGUGCAUUGACUGGAUCGGACGUCGUGUACUCGCGCAACCUGCAGGUUCGACCGGUUCGAAAACUCCAGAUGUUGCUGCGACUCAUUCGCAUAGGAAUGGGACUUGAGGACAUUGCUGACCAAGGGCAGAUUUCAUCUGUCACCCCUGCAGGUAGGACGCCCGCACCUCAGUUGGGAGUCCAUGGGACAGCUGCCAUGACACCUGUCUUGCCGGUACGGAAGGAGGCAUGUGACGCAGUGAGCCAGGCGGUUGAGUCUGCAAACAAUCAGGAGGAUUUGUUGGAGGUGAAGGAAGAGACUCUGACUGAGGCAGGGUUGAACGAAGCGGCACAUGGUUUGACACUUUUUCCCGCUUCCAUUGUUGACUUGGGAGUCAUCGAGAUAGACAGCUCUUCGGGUAGUGACAGUGAAAGCGACACAAGCACGUCGAGCUUGGAUGAACCGCUGAACCGCUCUGAAGGAGUUGACCCCGUUUUUGAGGAAAUUGUCCCCGAAGGCCUUUGCUAUUACAAGCACUUGAAGAGCCAGCGAGUGCAUAGCUCAGUGAUUGAUUCGACCAUGACAAAAUGCAAGUUGAGGCUAAACUCAAACUAUAAACCGUUAGACCGUUUGUUGCAUUUCAAGUUUCCAAAGUGUUUGCAUUGCUUCCCAAAGGAUCCUGACAGAGUCAGGACCAGGGAAGAGGCGGUGGCAGCUUUUGAUGCGGCCAUUGAGAGGGUUCGAAAGGCCAGGCGACAGCUUGACAAGUGA